AUGCAGGUUUCCAGCCUUAUGUGCGCUCUUGUGGCCGUUGGUGCCAGCCUUGGUCUCGCUACUCCUCUCAAUGACAAUAGCGCUGCCACUCAAUCUUGCCCAAGCGAUACUCAUACUGCGGUGUAUGUUAAGCCUCUGAAAGAUGUCUUCAUCGCGCCACCUCCCCUCCACCCCACCCCCCAACAACAAAAAGCCUUUCUUAAACGUAUGGCCCGUAGGAAUGCAACGGUGCCUUCUGCAAGAUUGUCGGAUCAAACCUGGAUUGCGACGAAGGAAACAACUUAA
Messenger RNA from Penicillium arizonense, 285 nucleotides. RefSeq lists its product as uncharacterized. Bases 1 to 285 code for a protein of 94 amino acids. Lineage: Eukaryota; Fungi; Ascomycota; Eurotiomycetes; Eurotiales; Aspergillaceae. The transcript is spliced from 3 exons. The record is from RefSeq and is a predicted model, not a curated record.